AAACAAUACACACACACAUACUGACACAUAAACAAGUAAACAGAUUGUCAACAAAGUAAAAAAUUGUCCAGAAACAUAAACUGUAAAUAAUUAAAACUCAAAAUUACUGUAAAAAUCACCUAUGCCAUCAGUGUAUCACGAAAAACAAAUGAGGCAGUUAUGUGCCUUACAUGCAUUAAACAAUCUCUUUCAAGGCGAUCAAUCCUAUACUAAAGGGGAACUGGAUGAUAUCUGCAAUAAUUUGAGUCCAAAUGUAUGGAUUAAUCCACAUCGCUCUGUGCUGGGUCUUGGAAACUAUGAUAUUAAUGUUAUCAUGACUGCGUUGCAAAAACGGAACUGUGAAGCCAUUUGGUUUGAUAAAAGAAAGGACCCUUCCAUUAUAGACCUUGAUUCAAUUAUUGGCUUCAUCUUGAACAUUCCAUCUGAUUAUAAAUUCGGAGUAAUUACCUUGCCUUUGCGUAGACGACAUUGGAUAGCUGUACGUCGCAUCGGGGAUUCGUACUACAAUUUGGACUCGAAACUCCGACAGCCGGAACUGCUGGGUAAUGAAGCGGAUAUGUUACAGUUCUUGCGGGAACAGCUUUCUGAUGAACUGCAUCAGCGGGAACUGUUUCUGGUACUCGAACAACAAAGCGGCGAGAAUACCGAUCAGCGCUGGAUCAAACAGUCCUAUAGAAAGGCCGUUGUUUGACCAGAACAACGAUCUGUAUAUUCUAGUCAAUAUAUGGCCUAUGUUGAAGGGAUUAUCAAAGCUCAAUC
Messenger RNA from Drosophila navojoa, 759 nucleotides. RefSeq names its product Josephin domain containing (gene Josd). Gene Ontology annotation, biological process: protein deubiquitination. Lineage: Eukaryota; Metazoa; Arthropoda; Insecta; Diptera; Drosophilidae. Gene Ontology annotation, molecular function: cysteine-type deubiquitinase activity. The record is from RefSeq and is a predicted model, not a curated record.